UUGCAGUUUUAAAAUCUGAUCUGUUUGUUUGUGUAUGCCUUCGCAGGCUGUCAGGCUGUCUUAUCACAAAGACAGGCUGUGCCUCUCUGGCCUCUGCCUUGAGAUCCAACCCCUCCCAUCUGAGAGAGCUGGACCUGAGCUACAAUCAUCCAGAAGACUCAGGAAUGAAGAUGCUUUCCAGUUUCAAGGAUGAUCCAAGCUUGAGCCUGGAAACUCUCAGGGUGGACCAUGGUGGAAGGCAAAUGUUGGAAACUGGUCUGAGAAAAUAUGCCUGUGAACUCAGUCUGGAUCCAAACACAGCACACAGAAAACUCAGACUCUCUCACGACUACAAGAACGUGACAGCGGGCAGUGACAUUCAGGGGAAUCCUAAUCAUCCAGAGAGAUUUGACUACUGGAGACAGCUGCUGUGUGCCAGUGGUCUGACUGGUUGCUGUUACCGGGAGGUUGAGUGGAGAGGAAAGGUUCAUAUCGCAGUGGCGUACAAAGAAAUCAGAAGGAAAGGAGACAGUGACGACUGCUGUCUUGGAAAAAAUGAUCAGUCCUGGAGUCUGAAGUGCUCUGGUAGUGCUUACUCUGCCCUGCACAGUAACCAAAGCGUGUCCAUCCACAUCCCACCUUUAAACAGAGUGGGAGUGUACCUGGACUGGCCUGGUGGUACUGUGUCCUUCUACAAUGCGAUCUGUGGAGAGCUGACCCAUCUCCACACCUUCCAUGCCAGAUUCACCGAGCCAGUCUAUCCUGCCUUCAGGGUUAAGAUUGGGCUGUUCAGCUCAUCAGUGUCUUUGUGCCAGAUAUAG
Messenger RNA from Epinephelus moara (kelp grouper), 800 nucleotides. RefSeq names its product stonustoxin subunit beta-like. The record is from RefSeq and is a predicted model, not a curated record. Lineage: Eukaryota; Metazoa; Chordata; Actinopteri; Perciformes; Serranidae. The coding region runs from base 165 to 800 and encodes 211 amino acids. Gene Ontology annotation, molecular function: protein binding. The transcript has 3 exons.